This is a messenger RNA of Trypanosoma theileri, 702 nucleotides long. Its product is annotated as RNA editing complex protein MP90. The transcript has a single exon. The record is from RefSeq and is a predicted model, not a curated record. NCBI's taxonomy places the organism in Eukaryota, Euglenozoa, Kinetoplastea, Trypanosomatida, Trypanosomatidae. Bases 1 to 702 code for a protein of 233 amino acids.
AUGAACUCUGGAGAAGGCAGUAAUGCAAAUGGCGGUGGGUCAUCAACCUCAGCCCCACGUCUCUCCCGCAACAGCCGUUCAUUUAUGCAUAAAAAAUUACAAAAAGGAUCAAAGAAGGAAGAUGGUGAGAAAAACAAGUAUCAGAAGGCAGCAGCAGCUAAAUAUCAGCGUUCACUGCAGUGUCUUACAACCUUUGACUGUCCUGUUUGUCGCAUGUCGAACAGUGUGCGGGUUGAUUUAAAUACAAAAGAACGAGAAGCUGUUGUUCGCUGUACAUAUUGUAUGUCUCUACGACCACGACCAGUUGAUUUACCAUAUCCGUAUACUACACCAUUUGUACCAAAACUUGAGAACCGCGCAGAUGUAUUUUUCAAGUUCAAUGAACUCUACCGUGGAAUAGAGAAGAAGGUGCAUUCUAGUGUUAAUAAUAUCCCAACUACCGGUGAGGGAAAUGAUGAUGAUGAUGAUGAGGUUCUUGACAGUGGAGUCUACACUGGUGAUGGGGUAUUGGCUAUUUCUUCCAAUAUUUUGGCGACAGCGGCUUCUACUUCGGCUCCAGAGAAUAUGGGUGAUAAAAUGGCCGAAGCAGAGAUGAAUAAAGAUGGAGAGGAAAAAGAAGAAGAAGAAGAGGCGGAAGAGAAGGAUGAUGAAGGUGAAGUGGCGGAUGUGCAUGCUUUUUUUGGUGAUAGUGAUGAAGAUUGA